GCAGUGGAAGAUGAGAGAGGGGAUAAAAGUGGACUUGGGCGAGAGCAAAUCGAAAACCGUCAUCCUGCCGUUGUAUUCCCAAUGCAGCGAUGAGUAGUUGGCAAGGAUAUUUUAUUAUAGGAGACACUGUGUCCCUUCCCUCUUUAAUGAAGGAGGAACAAGUUAGAGGAGGUAGUCUCUGGAGAUUCGUGUGAUAAAAAUACCCAGGAACUUGCAAGCCGUAAAGCAGUUGUGUAGUAUCUGAGAAAUGCUUUUUCAGGGAGGGAGUUGAGGCGCUGCUGCUGUAGGAUUGUGCUCGUGUAUGUAAUAGUCUCCCCCCUCUGGCAAUGAUGUAGCUUUCAAAAAAGAUCAUUGUUCCUAACUUUGUAAAUAUUAGGAAGGCAUCGCAUUUCAAAACUUUAAGGCUUGAAGAUUAAUUUCCAUAGGGUCGGCAAACUUUUUGCACUAGCACUUCUCUCCCUUUUUUUCGGGGUUAUUUCUGCUCUUUUGCAAUUAAAAACGUGAAGCUUCAGACUUGACAGAACCUUGACAAGCUAUUUUUAUAUCUAAAUGUGAAGAUAAUAGUAACAAUGAAGUUAAGAGCAUCCGUGCCCCGUGUCACACAGUGACUUACCGGCUUAGUCUUGAUGAGUGUCAUUCGGAUGUCAGUCUUCCCAGAUUCUUUUUGGCAUCUGUGAACUUGACUGAUAACACUUCAGAACAUCUGCCAGAAGCGGCAAUGUUGUGUGGGAAUAAGCACAAAGUUUAGAAGUGUAAUCUCUGGAUGAAAAGGAAAACUUUAAAAAAACUACUAGUGACUUUUGGGCUGUGGGAUAAGCAGCAGGGGAAGACUGAGUUUUUUGUUAAUAUCUCAGAUUUUAGUUUGGGUUUUUUUUCCCCACUUGAAAUUUCCCAGAAUUGUUUUCAUUAUCAUCGUAACUGUAACACAUGAGUACGAAGGAAAACUAUUGUUAUGGCUGGCUUUUAAGAGUGCUGUUAUAUACAUUUUGAGCAUGAUUACAUGUUGAUGGAAUUCAAAACUGCUGAUUACAUUUGGUCACCUUUCCUACUAUUGGCCAACCAAUUCUGAUAAUGAUAGCAAAAGGAAGAUUUGAAAAUGGUACCACAAAAAAUACAAACCCUAGUAGAAUAAUACCACUGUUUGUAUACAAUCACUUGGACCAGCAAUUAGAAAUGAUGAUUUAUUUGAUCUGUAAUUCCUCAGAGAAAUAUUGCCAAAAACCCCUCAACACUCCCAGCAAAAAACUGAAGGGGGGCACAAAGAGAGAAAAUAUAUCAGGCAUCUGAAAUAACAGCAGAUUCUGGAUUUUUGAAUAAAAAUAAACCUGCUUUAGUAAAUACUGCUCUUCUUAGGAAAGCAAGACUGUUGGGUUCACAUGCACAAGUAAUUGUUCCACUUCUCAGUCAGACAGUGCAUGGUUCAGUGAAGUAGGUACUAAACUUUAUGAUCAAAUCAGUAUAGCUUUGAACUAGGGGAGAUCUAUGGCAUCCAUAAGAAACAUCAUCAUAACCUUAAAUCUAUAAAAUAACUUACUCUGCAUUGUGACAAAUAUUUUUCAGCUAUGUUGUAAACGAGGACCCGUGUGCUACUAAAUAAAUUCCUCAUCAUUUCAGUGCCUCGUUAGUUUGUACACAGUAAAAAGAGUUUUGCAGAGUUUUUUGGAAUAUAAGUACGAAUUAAAAAUUAGCAAAAUCAUAAAGUGAGGUGAAUAGAAAGGAAAGAUAUUCAAAAUGCAUUUUUUUUCAUUGAGGAAAUAAUUAUUUAUUUUCAGUUUGAAUUAUUGGUUAAGUUUCUUAGUAAGGCUAGAAAAAGUCUGUGGAGCAUAUAUCUUUUUAAGUAUCAUUGUUUGUUUUUUUUUUUCCAAAGCAGCUUGCAGUACAGGCUCCAGGAUGGUAGUGGAGCUGGAAGGAUUGGAUUAUAAAGAUGUGCAUGGUAUAAGUAUACAGUAUACAAUAUAAAAAAAAAAUUAAAAAAAGAAGAAAUUUCCCAAGUAACUAUUGACCAAAACAGUCUGUUUGAGUAUAAACUUUUUUACUGAUUUUUCAGGUUAAGUCAUGGCAAAAACAGGAGGUCAGGCAAACCAGGUUAGUGCCUUGGAAAUGGGGAAGCAUGGUAGAGUGUUCAAAAAGACAACAGAAUGUAUUUUUUUCUUCAUUGUGCAUCAAAGUCAACGAUAAUAGUUUAGAAAUUCAUGUCUGAAUAUGCAUUUAUUUUUUGAAAAUGGUAUGGAGAAAAAUGCAGUUUUAAAAAGACAUUAGAUGAGUCAAUAUGACAAUAGUGAGAGAAGGAAUAGAAAAACUGUAGAAGGUAUUUGAGAAGCUGGAAAGAAUGAAGUGGUGGUGAACUGUGUAGUAGGCUGGGCAGUGUGUGAAACUGCCACGUGAAGAAACAGAGCAAAUUCAGUGGUAGAAAUAAGAGUAACUUGAAAUAGGAGAGUUUAAAUCUGGAUUGUUUGAUAAGUAGGAAAAAAAAAAAAAGCUGCCAAAAGUUUGUCCAGCCUGUACUUCAGGACAACUGGUUAGAUUAUGGGGUGUGCUGCUAUGGAAUGGUUCUUAGCUCUGUUUCAUUGUGGUGGGUCUGUCAUGUUCAAGAUUACUGUUACACUGUGAUGCUUCUGCUGUGCAAGAGCUCCCAUAUAUAUGGAAAUGAAGUACAAUGUUAUUUAAGAUCUGAACACUUGGAGUAUCAUAAAAGAAUUGCGAUGGUUUUUUAUCCAUUUGUGCUACAUAAAGGUUGAACAGUUACUUGAUUUAAGUGAUGUGUUUCUCUUGCCUCCUUAAAUAAUUUUAUGUCAUGGAAUAUGAAUACUGUUUAAUACUGAACAAAAGGCAGUUCUAGCAGGAUUUAUUUCUUGUGAGAUUAGAGUCAGAUAUUCUGUUUAGAAAUAUGGUCAAAUCUAGGCUGUUUUCUUUCCCAUCCCUUUUAUGUAGUGUUGCUACCAGGGUGAUAUUGAGAAACAAAGGGCUGUUCUGUAGCAGAAGAAGCAAAAAUAUGUUGGCUUUACAGAGCACCUGUACCAGCUGAUUACCUUUCAGGUGCUGGUAGUAGAGCUUUUUAAGGUAUGCAAAAUCACAGAUGCAAAUUGCAUCUGAUGUGAAAAGGGAAUAGGAGUUGGGGGUGUGUUGCUUCAGUAAUCAGUGUGUGGGGCUAAUAAGCGGAGCAUUUGUGGAGCUCAAGGGAAAAAAUAAGUAAGAAGCUCUAGAGUCAGGUGUCUAAAUCUCAGUUUGUAGAAACAAAAUGAUUAGUGAAUGAAAGUAGGGGAAGAGAAAUAGAAAACCUGUUAUAUACAGACUGUUAAAAGAUAAUCUUACUAAGUGCCAGCUAGGUGCUGCGCUGUUAGUAAAUGUUGUCCUUUUUUUAGUGUUGGUGUGGUUAUCUGUUGAAGAACAAUAAACUUUAAGAGUGUGACUUUCCAUCCGGUGUUACACCAGAGUGCUGCUGUGGGGGUGGCCUGAGCUGCUGUUCUGGGGUUGAACGAGGCUUUGUCCAAACCAAGUUCUUUAUGGGAAGGUUACAGCUACAGCCUGGUUAGAUAAGUGUGCAGAGUGAGAGUGCUGAGAUUGUCUGUCUGCUUGCUCUGGAGCCCUUCUACCUUUCCACUUAAAGGUGGGCUUUGUGAUGACAGAUUACUUUGCUCUAGCACAGUUUGUGUUUGUACUUGGACUUUUGUUUCCAGCUUUGAAUGAAUGUGUUGUAUUGAAUCAGGAUUAUUGGAAGGUGGUUUUUUUUUUUUCUGUUGUACUGAUUAGUAUGUGGGUAGUAAUGCAGAAGUUCCUGUGAGGAAUUUUCUGAGGGACCUGAUAGUUGGAUAUGAACUAAGUGGCCAGAUUUUCUUAGUGAAGAAUAGGUAUAGGUGCAAUUCUUUAAUCAUUAAUAAUUUGUUAUACCAUAUGGUGUUUGAUUUUGUUGUUGUUUGAAGAGGAGGAGGAGGUGUAUAUGAUCUUUAAAUGUACCUUCUUACCCAAGCAAUUCAAUGGUUCUGUGUAUCUAUGGGGUUAUUUUGUUAGGAUUAGCCUGUCUAAAACAAGAUUUUAGAGAAGUACUUACUUGAAGGGCAGUUGUAUUCAGUGCCUCAGAGAUCACAGCUAUCUGAAGUACAGUAAUGUAUUUUUAUUGAGAGGAUGGAGAAGAUGAUGAAUUACUUCAUUAGGCAUGAAAUAAGUUGGUCAGGCUUUCUCAUUAGAGGUAAAGGGGUCAUUAGCAUUAUUCUUUAUUCCUGGUUAAAAAGCAGAUGGGUUGCUUAGAAAAGAGUAUCAUGUUAGUGUGGGAAGAAAUCACAAGAUGAGCUAAGAAAGAAAAGAUGGGAAUAGCUGAAUGUGGAUAAAAUGCAAGGAAAUAUAUGAGAAGUUAUUAAAGAGUGAAAUGUGCAGUAAAGACCUUGCUGGGGAAAAUAAUUAUCUUAUUUGAGUCUAUAAAGUGGGGAGAGAUGAAAAAGCUCUUAGAUGAAAGCUUGUCUUACUCUCCUGGAUGUGAAGAUAGUGGGUUAAAAUGUGGGUCCAUAUGAGUAAGACUUGAGGGGGCUCAUGGCCAACACUUACAUUGGUUCUAGAAAAGCUGGACCAGUGGCUGCUUAUUACACAACUUAGUACCCAGUCUCGUGAUGAAGAGCUUUAAGACAAAGCACAACUUCCAGGUCAGGGUAAAAUCACAGAACUAACUUUUUUGUAUUAUCCAUGAACACUUCAGGAGUUAUUUUUCUCCUCAUUUUUUCAGCAGGUGCUAGUGCUGUCCCUGGAGUGCAGUGGCAUGUACAAAAUUUGGAGGCAUUGAAAUGGCAAUCUUCUGCUGAAGGUGCCUUAGCUGGACCAGUUGUUGAUCCACAUGUGACAGCAGUUUGGGGGAAGAAGGUUGCACUGAAAUGCAUAAUUGAUGUAAAUGAAACAAUAACACAAGUUUCUUGGGAGAAGAUAUAUGGGAAAAGUUCACAGACUAUUGCUGUUCAUCAUCCUGAAUAUGGAAUAUCUGUUCAAGGAGAAUACCAAGGAAGAGUGGCAUUUAAAAACUACUCGCUUACUGAUGCAACAAUCAUUUUAAAAAAUGUAAGCUUUUCUGAUGCAGGAGAGUAUAUUUGCAAAGCAGUUACAUUCCCACUUGGAAAUACACAGUCAUCAACAACUGUAACAGUACUGGUUGAACCCGUUGUGAGCUUAACGAAAGGACCAAACCCUCUAAUAGACGGUGCAAACGAGACAGUAGCAGCCACUUGUACAGCAGCCACUGGAAAACCUGCUGCACAGAUUGACUGGGAAGGAGACCUUGGUGACAAAAAAACCACCUCUACUCCGUUUCCAAAUGAAACAGUGACAGUUGUAAGCCAGUACGUGAUUAUCCCCACACGGUUUGCAAGAGGAAGACACAUAACUUGUGUUGUGAGGCACCCGGCUUUGGAAAAGGAGAUCCGAUACCCUUAUGUGUUGGACAUACAGUAUGCCCCAGAAGUUUCAGUAACUGGCUAUGAUGGAAACUGGUUCAUUGGAAGAGGGAACGUUCAGCUCAAAUGUAAUGCUGAUGCAAAUCCAUUACCUAUGGAAUUUAUGUGGACCAGGUUGGAUGGACAGUGGCCUGAAGGAUUGCUGUCUGUCAACAAUACUCUGCAGUUCAGCAGCCCAUUGACUUAUAAUUACACUGGGACUUACAUCUGUAAGGUGACUAAUUCACUUGGUCAGAGGAGUGAUCAGAAGACUGUCUACAUAUUAGAUCCUCCUACUACUACCACUCGGCUGCCCACGGUUCCCUGGCAUCCUUCGACUGAUGGCAUCACAGGUUUAGCAACACAGCCUAGAAUAAUAGAUUUCCCAACAUCAACCUUGCCAACAAUGCAGGACGACUCUUGGGGUACCAUCAUCGGUUCUGUGGUGGGUGGGCUUCUUUUACUCUCACUUCUCAGUAUUCUGGGUGCAGUUCUCUGCUAUAGGAGAAGAAAGACGUUCCGUGGUGACUACUUUGCUAAGAGCUACAUUCCACCAUCAGAUAUGCAGAAAGAGUCUCAAAUAGAUGUUCUUCAGUCAGAUGAUGUGGAUUCUUACCCUGACAGUAUAAAAAAAGAAAUAAACCAUCCAAUGAACAUAAUAUCUAAAGAUUAUUUAGAAGACCCUGAAAAACCUGAGUUGAACAAUAUAGACAAUACUAACAGGUACCAGGAACGUUAUGAAAGACGAAUGGAUUACUAUGAAGGUGGAACAUAUGGAUUGAGUUUUAUGGCUGGUGAAUUAUACGAUGAUGAGGACUUUGUUUCUCACUUAGAUGGCGCGGUAAUAUCUCGGAGGGAGUGGUAUGUGUAGUAACCACUGAAAACUAAAGGUGUAUCUGCAGUUCAUUUCAUUGGCUGGUCACUUUCAGAUUGUUUAUACUUAAACAAGAGAGGAGGAAUAAACUUUUUGAAACUGAAUUUUUUUUUUUUUGAAGGUUUUUAUAUUGUAACUUGACACAAUGAAAUACUGAAUCUGGGGAAAAUGUAUUUGAGCUGCUUUUUUUUCCCAAUGCUGUACUACUGUUUAAAAUUGGAGUUUUAAUGCAGAGUGCUUAUAUUGCUCUAUGUCAGAGGUAAAAAAAAAAGGCUAAAUUAAAGUUCCCAUUCAAUAUUGUUUAAGAAUAAAAAGUGGCUGUCUUGGUUCUCUGAUUUAAAAGGAAGUUUACCUAAGUCCAGUGAUCAAAUAUAAUCUUCUGGGGCUUUGAAUUAUUCCAGUGUAGGUACUAUCCAUGGUAAACUUAAUACUUCUAUAUAGCAAAUACUUUACCAAUUAAAAUAAGUUACAGCAGAAUUAAAGCUUUAUUUUUUAGGUUUUUUUUCUGAAUAAAAACGAAUACCUCUUAGCAUUUCAAUGAGCCUUCUUGUAACUAUAUACUUAAAAGUUAAGUCAUUGCACUGAAACUAACUUAUGAACAAAAUUUUGAGGAGUAACUGUAAACAGGUCAAAGGCUUGUAUUUGAAUAAGAUGAAAAGUUAUUUUUUUAUAGUCAUUGAUUUCUAAAGCUUAUUCUAGUGUCUGUAUAUACAUACAGUAAGGUAUUUUGUUAGGCCUGUAAUUGGCAGGAUGUCAAAACUCAUUAACGCAUACAAGGUGCUCUUUGCAAGUACACAGGGUGCAAUUUUUGAGACCUGUUCCGGAGGCUAUGUGGGAAUCUUACUGUUGAAUUUGAAAGCUGGAGAAUUGGGCACAACUAAGGAGAAUUAUAUAGAUUCCGAAGCUGGAGGCUAAUGUGAAUUUGCUUAUUUUCCCAGGUGCCAAACAAGUUAAGAGUUUUUAUGACCAGAGGUUAAAACAGCGGUUUUACGCUGCUUCCGAAUAAGUUACAAUGCUUGCUUUGAAGAGGGUAACUAGUUUCAGAUUAUUAGUAGGGAAGUGGACACUUGCACUGCUACUUCAUUUGUUGAAAACACACUCUCCAGUGAUGCAACUACAGAAUCUAUGAAACAGGAAUUCUGAUGACUUGUGCGGUCUCUGUACUGCAGUGGAUUUGUUUUCCCUGCAAAUAAUCAAUACUGAUUUAACAACAUGUUCUUGUUCUUUCCAAUGACAUUGUAUCCAUUAUAUGUAGGACAUCUUGUUUGACAUCUGAAGUAGUUCUACUUUGUCUUGAGCAGAUUCACCAGACUAAAUCUGCUGAUUAUUUAGGGAGGAAUGAAAAAACUUUAGAGGAAUUACAGAACAAUGAUAAAUUCAUACUUAGAAUAGUAGAUCUUUUGAAGUGCCAUUUUUAAGUGUUUAGCUUAAGGAAAUUGAAGCUGAUAAGGCUAUUAGUAUUUGGAACCUGAAAAGGGAAAAGUCUCUGCUACCUUUGAGGUGAAAUAGGCUGCAUUAUUACAGCUGCUUCAUGAGCAUUCAUGUUGGAAGUUCUUUUCUAGCCUCACGAUGUUUGGUAGCUUUACAGCAUUUAGAGCUUCAUGAACAUAGUUGUAUUGAGCGUUGUAGACAAUACACUGUGAUUGCAUAUGACUGCAUGUCUUCAAAAAAGAUUAAGACAACAGCUUUAUUUGAAAUUCCAAUGGAAAAGCAUCCCUAAACAACUUAAGUUUGUGUUUGGAUUAAUGGAGUACUAAUACACGAUUGACCAAAGUCUCAAGAAUGAUAGCAAGUGGUUAUCUGUAGUUUGGGUGCAAACACAAGGAAAAGAGUUAAAUUUCUAGCAGAAGGUUCUGAUCCAAAUUAUUUCUGGAAUAAAGAGAUUAUACCUCUCUUCAAAUAAAAAUACUUGAUAUAUCAUCUUUAAAAGAUGGUGUUACUUUGAAAUAAACAUUAACCAUAAACCAGUUUUCCACAUGGGAUAUCUUGCUUUUGUCUCUGUGGAUUUUUUUUUUGCUUUGAUUUUUAAAAUAUAUAUAUGUUUAAUUCCUAUGGGUUAAGAAGUUGAAAUGUUCUGGAAUUGAAGUUGAUAACACGGAUAGGGCUUACGCGUGUUGCAAUGUUUUGUACAUUAUGUCUGCUGUAAAAAGAAUUGAUUGUAAGUACAAAUGGCUGUUGUGUGAAUAAACUUUUUGUUACAUUCUGGAACAUAGGUAGUGUUCAAAAAUGUUUCAAAGGUAUGUUCUUAAAAAUUGAAGACAGAAAAGCACAAUAAACACAGAGGCUGGAUAGAAUGAACUGAAGUGUUUAAACUGUUUAAGAUGGGCUUUUUAGCACUUCCCCUUGUAGACCCUAAGCUUAUAAAACAAGUGUCUUCAGGAACUAUUUUAAGAAGAUAAGAGAAUGAUAAAUGGAGAUAGUUGCUGCCAAACAAUUUCACUUAAAGCAUAGCUGAUCCACUAUCUAGAAAUUGCCUGCUUUAAA
This is a messenger RNA of Corapipo altera (White-ruffed manakin), 8769 nucleotides long. RefSeq names its product nectin cell adhesion molecule 3 (gene NECTIN3). Bases 4675 to 6282 code for a protein of 535 amino acids. NCBI's taxonomy places the organism in Eukaryota, Metazoa, Chordata, Aves, Passeriformes, Pipridae. Gene Ontology annotation, cellular component: adherens junction; apical junction complex. Gene Ontology annotation, biological process: heterophilic cell-cell adhesion; homophilic cell-cell adhesion. The record is from RefSeq and is a predicted model, not a curated record. The transcript is spliced from 7 exons.